AUGACUUGUGGAGUUAGCACAGUGGGCUGUGGAUUCCGCCCCAGAAACUUCAGCUGUGUCUCAGCCUUCGUGCCAAGGAUUGGUGACCGCUGCUGCGUCAGCGCUGCUCCCUACAGAGGAGUGUCCUGCUACAGGGGACUGACCGGCUUUGGCAGCCGAAGCGUCUGUGGGGGCUACAGGGCCGGCUCCUGUGGCCGGAGCUUUGGCUACCGCUCUGGGGGAGUGUGUGGGCCCAGCCCCCCCUGCAUCACCACUGUGUCUGUCAAUGAGAGCCUCCUGACCCCCCUCAACCUGGAGAUCGACCCCAAUGCCCAAUGUGUGAAGCACGAGGAGAAGGAACAGAUCAAGUGUCUCAACAGCAAGUUUGCUGCCUUCAUCGACAAGGUACGCUUCCUGGAGCAGCAGAACAAGCUUCUGGAGACCAAGUGGCAAUUCUACCAGAACCGGAAAUGCUGCGAGAGCAACCUGGAGCCCCUGUUCAAUGGAUACAUAGAGACCCUGAAGCGGGAGCUGGAGUGUGUGGAGGCCGACAGUGGACGUGUGGCUUCUGAGCUUAACCACGUGCAGGAGGUGCUGGAGGGCUACAAGAAGAAGUAUGAGGAAGAAGUGGCUCUUCGGGCUACAGCCGAGAAUGAUUUUGUGGCACUGAAGAAGGAGGUGGACUGUGCCUACCUACGCAAGUCAGACCUGGAAGCCAAUGCUGAGGCACUGACAGAAGAGAUCAAUUUCCUGAGGGCCCUGUAUGAGGAGGAGAUCCGAGUCCUCCACACCCACAUCUCUGACACCUCCGUCGUGGUGAAGAUGGACAACAGCCGAGAACUCAACAUGGACUGUGUGAUUGCGGAGAUCAAGUCUCAGUACGACGACAUUGCCAGCCGCAGCCGGGCCGAGGCCGAGUCCUGGUACCGCAGCAAGUGUGAGGAGAUGAAGGCCACAGUGAUCCGCCAUGGAGAAAGCCUGCGCAGGACCAAGGAGGAGAUCAAUGAGCUGAACCGCAUGAUCCAGAGGCUGACCGCCGAGGUGGAGAACGCAAAGUGCCAGAAUUCCAAGCUGGAGGCUGCUGUGACCCAGUCUGAACAGCAGGGUGAGACUGCCCUCAAUGAUGCUCGCUGCAAGCUGGCAGGGCUGGAGGAGGCUCUGCAGAAGGCCAAGCAGGACAUGGCUUGUCUGCUGAAGGAGUACCAGGAGGUCAUGAACUCCAAGCUGGGCCUGGACAUUGAGAUUGCCACCUACAAGAGGCUGCUGGAGGGCGAGGAAUACAGGCUAUGUGAAGGCGUUGGUGCUGUGAAUGUCUGUGUGAGUAGCUCCCGAGGUGGUGUCAGUUGUGGUGACCUUUGCCAGACAGGCUCCCGACCCAUCACCGGCAGUGUUUGUAGUGCCCCUUGCAGUGGGAACAUGGUGGUGAGCACUGGAUACUGUGCGCCCUGUGGGUCCCUCAACACCAGCUGUGGAAGAUGCUAGAGAGAGAGAGACAGAGACAGAGAGAGACAGAGGCGCCCUUUCCAUCAUCUCCAGAUGUGCCCUAUUCCCUCCCCUCCCCCAUCUCUAGGUCUCAGCCUCCUAAAACAGCUGUUUUCCUACCUCAUGUUCUGAGAACACGCCAAGCUCCACAUUCCCUCCCAACUUCCAUCUUCUGGAGCCAUAGCAUAGAUCCCAUCAACAGACCCCUUUUGGAUCCUGGACCCACCCAGAAUAAAGGGGUUUGAAUCCAGGACAUUGCUAAUCUGCCUCAGAUCCUUCUCAAUGCAUAUUGUCUUAUGUGUAUCCAAUAA
Dromiciops gliroides (monito del monte) is the source of this 1772-nucleotide messenger RNA. RefSeq names its product keratin, type II microfibrillar, component 7C. Gene Ontology annotation, cellular component: keratin filament. The record is from RefSeq and is a predicted model, not a curated record. Bases 1 to 1461 code for a protein of 486 amino acids. Gene Ontology annotation, biological process: intermediate filament organization; keratinization. NCBI's taxonomy places the organism in Eukaryota, Metazoa, Chordata, Mammalia, Microbiotheria, Microbiotheriidae. The transcript is spliced from 9 exons. Gene Ontology annotation, molecular function: structural constituent of skin epidermis.